Molecule: messenger RNA, 4016 nt
Organism: Pecten maximus
Lineage: Eukaryota; Metazoa; Mollusca; Bivalvia; Pectinida; Pectinidae
Product: serine-rich adhesin for platelets-like
Exons: 6
Coding region: 151-3714 (1187 amino acids)
Source: RefSeq, a predicted model, not a curated record
UUCCAUUGGCUAACUACGGCCACUAGACACUGGUCAACUUUUGGUCACUCAUAGACGCCAUGAUUUGUAUGUAUUACAUGUAACAGGUAUUAUUGGGACCGAUUUAGGUCCAGGAUUUUUUUCGUUUUAGACGAAUUUCGUUUGCGGCUCAUGGAAAAUUGGACAAGCCGGCCUCAAGAUAAGUGGCCACGCUUGACUGGACUCGCGAACCGUGAUCGAAGCAGCGUGGAGGAGGCCCAGAUGUCUACGUACGAGAGCCCAUACACGGCGGAGAAUCCAGCCUCGUUUUACCAUUACUCUCUACAUCCUGAUGACCUGGCCACCAGGAGGAGCAUCAGUGUCUACUCACUUAAAGACCCGGAUAAAAAGAAAAAGAACAGCCGAUUUCCACAAUGUCGGGUGUGUUUCGCGACCAUGCUGCUAGUCAGUCUCGGAGUGGCCAUUGCGGUUGCAGUGACUUUGGCAAUAAUGUUGUCGGACCCUCAUCCCAAGUUCUAUCGGACCAAAGGUACAGAUAACACAACUCUCAGUAAGGACUUUUUGAAGGAAAAAGAAGCGGAUUUCGGUAACGACAUCUGUGAUUUGAUGAGUGCCAUGUUUGACCUUCGGGAUAGCUCGGAUCAGACGAGGAAGGUCACCGACUGCAGCGUAAUUCUGACAGACAGUCCCGGGAAUAUGGUCAUCAACGUCAAGUUGAACGUGGAUGAGACUUUUAUCAAGUCAGAUGCAGACAAGAUUAAAUCUAUGCUGGUAGCGAAUGCUUUCACACUCAGUUCGAAUUCUUCUGUAAAGAAACUGAUGAUUGCUGUACCUUCUAACAAAACCGACAUACCAACGGAGAUGCAAAGUGAUUCCUCGAUAGAUCCUAGUUCUUCUGUAGAGAUGAAGACAUCUAGCAUACCAAAUAUAGACGCUAGAUCGUCUCUUGAUAUGGAAACAUCAGUAAGAGAAACAAUAGAUGCUAGCGAAAGUUUAGGUAUUGAGCCAUCUAGUACACACGAAGAAGAUGCUAGUACUUCUGUAAGUAUUGAGGACUUCACAAUGCCAACCGCAUCCAAUAUUACGUCACCAUCAACCACACAAGAUAUGUCGCCGUCAGUCUCUGCCGAAGUUGUUUCCUCAUCUACGAUAUCGUCUUCUAAAAUUAUUUCGUCUUCGUAUUCACAAGCAAUUUUAGUACCUGAUACUGUGUCUGUUGGUAUUGAUGGCGUAUCUAGUGAUUCGUCCAUAAGUGUAACGCCUGACACUUUUUCCAGCAUAGCAUUAUCAAAUACUAUAAGCAAGACAUCGGCAAUUGUUAGUUCGGUUGAAUAUCCUACAUCGGUUUCCAUAAGUGAUGUGGUGCCCAGCGUAUCGUCGUCUCCAGCUGUACUUAUAUCUCUUGAUUCUUCCUUGUCGCAUCUAAAUACAGAAUUGACGUCUUCGGCUGAUAGACUCAGCAGUAGUAUGUCCCUUCGUGAUGGUCAGAUGUCAACAGACAAGACGGAAUUUAUUAGAUCUAAGGUUACCAACGAUUUGAGUUCAUAUUCUGUUUUAAAUUCCGUGAUUAUUUCGGAUUCGGUAUCUACAAAACCAAUCAUUACAGCUACUGCUAUCCUACAACACGUCAUAGAUUCUACUGUGACGUCACAUCCGGUAUAUACUACACAAUAUAAGGAACACAUUUCAUCAUCGAUGAUGUCUUCUGGGUACGGAACAGAUAAAGAGGAGAUUACAUCAUAUGCACAAGUUUCAGCCGCAGAUGUGCCCCUAAUCACAUCUUAUACACCAACAGAUGGGUUAAGUUAUUUCCCCUCAUCUGUAUCUACAUAUGAGGUUAGGAAUUCGGGAAACAUUAAUAGAAAUAUAUUGAAAACAUCAAUUGAAUACGGCCUGGAAUCCACUGUGAUGGCAACUAAAGCGUUAUAUAGAUCACCAGUGAUAUCUUCCUCAGACGUAAUCAUUAACAUUGACCAGCCACCAUUAGCGUCUAGUUUGUCUUUGUCAUCAAGUAUGGACAAUCCUCCCCUUCAUUCUGUGUUUUCAACUCAGAAUAUUCCAUCCUCUUAUGUUGCUUCGUCAAUGUUAUCAGAUGUAACACCAAACGUUACACUGAAAACACAAGCAAUCGAAUCAGGAACUCAGACUGUUUCUGAUAAUCUGAUACAGACAAAAUUGUCGACCACUUCGGUGCUUUAUCCUUCAGUAGUGAUCCACACCCCGGAUAUGACGUCAUUACAACCCGACAAUCCUUCACAGAGCGUAACAGCAACAGCAACUGAAACUGUUCCAGAGUCACCGCCGAUGUUGAGGUGGUUAGAUACAACUAUGUUUGCGUCGGAAAAUGUCAUGGACACUAACUCAUCAUCAGUGGUUGAAAUGCCAUUGAUGAAUAAAACUAACGAUAAUGAAACGCUAGAUAAACCGUCCUCCCACGUAACAGUACCUGUGUUGAGAAAGAACGUCACACUGGAGACUUCCCCGUCACCGGUGAGCGUACCAGAGCUUAGUAACAACACUGAUGUUAUUAACGACAACAUAACACACGUCACUGUUCCAUUGUUAAAGCCUGAAGUUAAGUUGCCAGUCAUAGGAACAACACAGACUCCCACUUCCACCACACAGGACGUGGGAAGAGCGAUUUUCGAAUCAGAAAUAUCCAAUAGGGCAAUGGGGACAGCUAACCCUGAAGACUUUUGGGACAAUAUAUUGAAAAUGGUUCAAUAUACUUCGACUAAGAAACCAAAUAUGGGCGUAACAUCAACAUGGAAAAAUAUUUCGUCUGAUUCAAACAUAUCGUCCGUUGUCGAUGAAACCAUAACGUCAUCUUACGAGCCUGUGACGUCAUCAUCUUUGUUAUUGACAGGUAAGGCGGCGUUAAGUACAGACACGUUGUCAAUGUCUUCUGUUUACAUUGCAACAUCGAUAACGGAGAUAAAUGAUAGUAUAUCAUCUUCAGUCAUCCACCUGAAAUCAUCUGACAGCGUUGUUUAUGAUUCCACACCAUCGACAUCACUGUUGUCUUCUGAUGUAUAUCCAAGUCCAACAGCGUCAUCAUUGAUAAGAGCAACACCAGUGCUAACGGCAGAACCUGGAUUUAAAUCUUCUAUAGAACACAGUGCUAUAACCGAUACGCCCGUUGUGACAGAUUCCACAGCAACAGUGUACAGAUUAAUGACUGCUUCAAUAGGCAAUGGUAACGAUUUGAUGUCGUCCGACGGAAGACGAAAUGCUUCAGUCAAACUCACAAACGAUACAAAACAUGGUGAAAUGCUACUGUCGACUACUCUAGAUGCGUCAGAUGUUUCUUUGUCUUUCGUGCAAGAUGCAACGUUGGACUCUCAAGUAAAAACCUCAUCUGAGAGUAGUGAUUUGGUGAUGAAAACGGUGAUAGUGUCCUCUGCCAUGUUUGCUCCUAGUUCGACUAUAUCUGCCAUCAUUUCUUCGCAGUCUAGUGCUACUGUUACUCUCUCGGAUGAUUUUGCAUUCUAUGAUUUAAUGCCACUCUCCAUAGAGAGUUCUUCAGUUAGAGGAUCAAGUGGUGUAUUUUCUAGCAGUAUCGUGUCGUCCAAAGACAUUUCUCCAACAAGUUCGAUGCUUCAGCAACAACUUACUGAUGAUUUUGACUUUUACGAUCUAAUGCCAGUGAAUACUAUGGCCUCCUCAGAUGAAAUAAGUCCCAGCAAAACAGAGUCUGCCGAAAUGAAAACCGACAUCUUUCUACCGGUUCAUUGAUAUCUAGGGAAAAUGCUAUUUCGUCCUUUGGAACGGAGAUGCAAAGUGAUUCCUCGAUAUAUCCUAGUUCGUCUGUAGAGAUGAAGACAUCUAGCAUACCAAAUAUAGACGCUAGAUCGUCUCUUGAUAUGGAAACAUCAGCUAGACAAACAAUAGAUGCUAGCGAAAGUUUAGGUAUUGAGCCAUCUAGUACACACGAAGAAGAUGCUAGUACUUCUGUAAGUAUUGAGGACUUCACAAUGUCAACGGUAUAUUCUAGUCAAUAUGAAAGCAUGGCAUCAUCUACCAAACUUGAUAUUGCA